UACUUUGCUGUUGCACCCCACUCCCCAACCUCUCCGUGCCGUUUCUAAGCAGAGGAAACCACUGCCGCCAGAGAGCUUCCUCCCAGCCACUUUCAAAAUAGCAGGGUGGCUGUCGCCAUUGCCCAUGAGAGCCUUCCACCACCCCUCUGGGAGAAGAUUCAAGCAGAGCUCUUUCCCAUGGGGCUGAUGUGGUGCCUGGUGGCUGCCUUCCUCCUCCUCUUGGGUUUGAGCACAGGCCAACGAGUGGUGACUGUUCAGAAGGGACCCCUCUACCGCACGGAGGGCUCCCAUGUCACGCUGUGGUGCAAGGUGAGCGGCUACCAGGGCCCGGCGGAGCAGAACUUCCAGUGGUCCAUCUACCGUCCCUCGGCCCCCGAGCGGGAGGUGCAGAUCGUCAGCACCGUCGAUGACUCCUUCCCCUACGCCAUCUACUCCCAGCGUGUGCGCAGCCGGGGGAUCUACGUGGAGCGGGUGCAGGGGGACGCCGUCCUGCUGCACAUCACCAAGCUGCAGGAGCAAGAUGCUGGGGAGUACGAGUGCCACACACCCAACACUGAUGAGAGGUACUUUGGGAGUUACAGCGCCAAGACGAACCUCUCAGUGAUCGCAGACACCCUCUCAGCUUCCAUGGCACCUCAGGUUCUCACACGUGCUGAAGGGGAGGCAGUGGAGCUCACCUGCGAAGUGUCCAAGUCCACGAUCCAGCACACGCAUCUCUCUGUUGGCUGGUACCGUCUUCAGGGAUCAGCAGAGCACCACGCUGAGGAGGUCCUGACCCUCUCCAAGGACUUUGUCUUGAGGCCAGGGCCCUCUUACGCGCAGAGGUUUCUGGUGGGGGAUGUACGGCUGAACAAGGUUGGGAACACCACGUACAAGCUCUCCAUUGGGGGAGUGGAGCCAUCUGACCGAGGUCAACUGUACUGCGAGGCGACUGAGUGGAUUGAGGAUCCUGAUGAGACAUGGAAGGACAUCUCUCGCAAGCAAACAGGGAGGACGUCACUGGCAGUUAUGAGCCAGGGCAGAGACCUCUCCGUGGACAUUGCUGCUGCUGAAAGCUCCCUUUCUGAAGGUGAUACCUUGCAGCUCAAUUGCGUGGUGGGAGCCCAGAGGAGCAGCAGCAGGCACUUCCAAGUGCUUUGGCUACUCAACGGCGUGGAAAUGGCCAGGGUUGACCCCCACGGGGUAUUGAUUUGGGAGGAUGAAUAUGGAGAGAGAGCCAAGCUGGGGCAGCUCCGAGCAUUCAAGCACAGCAACACAGUUUAUGUCCUCACCAUGUAUGAGGUGGGGCUGAAGGACAACGGUACAUACCACUGCUCUGUUUCGGAGGUGAAGACUCCUGGAGACUUUCACAGCAUCCAAACCAAUCUGUCGUCAGGCAUCCAAGUCGACGUGAAACCGAUAGAGAGACGCAUGCGCCUGUCCGUGUCCACCAGCACGCCGCAGGUGAUGGCAGGAGACGCCUUGAUCCUCCUUUGCGAGGUGCAAGGAGCAACCAGCCCAGUGUCUGUGCGGUGGUGGCACCUGCCACCGCAGCACCCGGGUCCCCGGGUGCUGGUGGCCACCAUGGAGCAGGACGGCACCCUGAGCCUGGGCAGCGCCUACCAGGAUGGCAGGAUUCGGGGGAGCCUCCGGCUGGAGAAAGGGAGCUCCGGCGCCUUCACUCUGGUGAUUCCCAACACGCUAGACGAGGGCGACGGCGGGCGGUAUGGGUGCAAAGUGACGGAGUGGUCCCAAGGCCGGAGAUGGACAGAGGAGGGGGAGACAGCAGUGACAGUCAACCCCAUGGGUCUCGGUCUGCACGCCACGCUGAGAAGCCGAAUUGCCACCGUCAGAUACGGCCAGAGCUUUGAACUCGUCUGCCAAGUGAGCGCCAGCUACACCUUUGAGGAGGUGCCGGUGUCCGUGGGGUGGCUCUUCCAGCCCAGCCCACCCACCGGCCACUACCACAAGCUGGUCUGGGUCUUUCAUAAUGGCACUGUGGUCUGGGGGACAGCACAGCCACACUUCCAGGGGAAAGCCCAGCUGACGAAGGCUGCCACCUCCUUCAGGCUGUGCAUCCACAAUGCUGCGGCUGCCGAUGAGGGGACGUACCAGUGUGAGGUGGAAGUUUGGAGGAGGAACACCCCACCGCUGGGGCAGCCAGCGGCUACCACCAGGUCCAAUCCCGUGGGGAUAAAGGUGGUGCUGCCAGAAAGCAAGCUUCUGGUAGCUACGGAAGAGAGCUCUGUGGAGGUUGCCGGCGGUGCUGACACAGCCAUUGAGUGCAGGAUUGUUUUUGCCCAGAAUAAUUCUCAGUUCGCCAUUACCUGGUACCUCCUACCUACUUCUCCGACAGAUGCAACCCCCCUGCAAAUUGUAAGGGCUGACUACAGCAGCAUACUGGAAUAUGGGGCUGAGUUCAGCUCUCCUGCACAGAAGUCCCGGUUCCUGAGCCAGAGAGUGUCCAGCAACGUUUUCUGGCUGCGGAUACUCUCUGCGAACACUGGGGACCAGGGCAGGUACUACUGUGUGGUAGAGGAGUGGCUCUGGCUCGUGGACGGCUGGUACAAACUCGGAGAGGGAGCAUCGGGAAGGACCACGCUGGAGUUCAAGCUCCCAGAGCGCCAACUGCAGCUGGAGAAAACCAACCACAGCAUCUCGGCGAGAGAGGGCGAGGAGGUGACGCUGCAUUGCCUGCUGCAGGGUGCCCGCCAGCCCACCAGCCACCUCUCGGCCAUGUGGUUUCGGGGGGAGGAGAGCGGCCGCAUCAGGCCCCUGCUCACCCUCCACCGCGAUGGUGCCAUCGAGUACCCCCAGCAGAGCCUGGCAGGGAGGCUGUACCUCCGCCGCCCCACCGCCGGCAACUUCAGCCUGACGCUGCGGAGCGUGGAGGAGGGCGAUGCCGGGGUGUAUCACUGCCAGCUGCAGGAGUGGCAGCAGCAGAGCGACGGGGAGGACUGGGUUCUGAAAGCCUCAGCACGCUCUGGGUACACCCAGCUCACCACCAUCCCGCCAGAGUCAACUGUUUCAUCCAGGAUCUGCUCAUCCCCACCACUGCUGAACUUCGUCCUAUACUUACCGCUGGUUCUGAUCCUUCUCCUGGUCCUUGCUGUCUUCUGCUGGUACUUCAAAUUCAGAAAAAGCAAGAAGGGCAACGUCACAGGAGACCAACUGAUGGAACUGCAAGGGGAUGAAGGGGUCAAGAAAACUUAGCUGGUCUAUAAUGGCAGGUGUAAAUUGAAGGAGCAGAGCUGGACACCUGAAGAGGACUGACUACCAGCAGAGGGGCUUUUUAUUGUUUUGUAGUAGCUUUUGCAAUGAGUCCUUGAAAUUGUGUGUUUACUUUCAGUGGAAUGAAGCGGCUUUGAAUUACUAAGCAAACAGGGCUUUCUUAACAGGUGUUCCUGUCUCUUAGCUUAGGUACCCACCCAUUUCACACUCCGUUCGUUGUGGUAUAUUUGAGGUCCUUGCAGUAUGUGUCUCCCACUGUGGAUGGAAGUGGUGUUACUUCCCUACAGGUAUAAGAGGAAAACCCAUUCUUUGCACUGUGGCACAAAAGUAUCAAAUUGCUACUCAUUUUAGGUGACUUGACAAAAUCUAUGUGAUGCACAGGCUAAAAACCAGUGGCAGAACUGGAAAUGGAGUAUUGGUCUCCCAUUGCACUUGCCUUUGCCCACCCUUUGCUGGGGAAGUUCUCAGACACUGCUGUCCCGUUGUUCUGACAGUGCCUGUGCCCAAAGAUCUGAAAGGAAAUUGGUCUUCAUCACAAAACCUGUCGCAGAAACACGAGGGCUGAGCAAGACUAGCUGAAGAAAGCCCAUAGCAGGGGUACCACAACCAUCCACAAAAAACUAAUCCUGUUGACCGAGUGAGGGGCUUGCAUGGAGUCUUGGAUCCUAGAAGGAAAAAGUGGACACCAAGCCAUCUUGGAGAUGAGUGUACAAAGACUUUCCAUCUCUUUCCUUUGCUGGGACUGCUGUAGUUGAAGGCAGCAUCCAGCCCCUCAUGCCUGGGCUGUCUGGGUCAGGAAGCUGCGUGGCUGGGACCUGGUAUUAAGACACCUCCAAGUUGUACCAUGUAAAAAAAAAAAAAAACCACAUGUGUCCUUGCGGGGCAGUUCCUCUAUGCUCUGGGAUCCUGCUCAGGCUCACUUUUUCAAGGCUGAGGAGCUCUGCUACCUGAAGUCUGUCUGGCUGAUGCAUUAGAGGAAAUGAGAUUUUAGUCCAGUCCCCAUUAAGUCAAGGGAUCCUCAGCCCCUAAUUGUGUAAAGUGGGAUGUGGUCCCAGUGAGUUACAGGGUCAGGCGUCAGGGCAACAUUCAAAGUACUGUCCUCAGACAAAAGCAGCCGUACGGAGAUCGUGGCAGAUGUUUAUGAAGCUGCUUCCUUUGACCAAAGGGAGGGUUGGAGAACACUACAACCCCUCUACAUGAUCUGUUCAAGUCUUCACUUUCCUUACAAUUAGAAAAGCUGCCUGCCCUGUAUCCGAAGGAACUGGAAGGUGCUUCCAUCCCUUUCUCCUUGAAAAAGCACUUUUUGUAUGAGUUUGAAGACUGAUGCUUUUGUUUCCCUGUUCAGCCACCUCUGUCUGUACUGGCUGGCUCCAGCUUGCUCAGCCUUUCCCUGCGGGUUAUGUUUUCCUGGACCUCGCGCAGCUUUUUCCUUUUGCCCUGACCCCAGCUGUCUCUCCUGCAGCGUGAGCGCUCGGAGCCACGCGUGGGGCUCUCUGCAGAGGUUUCCCCCCUGCCUUGCGGGUUAUGUCCCGUUUACACAUCCCGGUGGGAUGUUUGAUGUUCUGCGUGCGUGUGACAGCACGGCACUGUUUGCGCUUGGCUCGUGAUCGACAGGCUCCUCUCCUGCAGAUUUGCUGUCUAGCAAGUUGUUUCUCCACUGUGUGUUCAGGCUGUUGACUUUUCCUGUCUAAUUGAAGCACCGUUUGCAUGGGUAUGUUAAACAGCUUUCUGCACCAGUUUGUAAAAGAUCCUGCUGUCUGUUUGUCUUAAUUCUGUCUCGAUAAUGCUUUAACUCAUGGACCAGUUUCAGUCUGUUUUGACAGAGAAGCAGAUGCUCCCAGGACAUUAAACUCCUACGAGUUUCAUGAGAAGUGGUAGCUGGAUGAAGGAGAGGAGGCAGGCGAGUUGUCCCGCUAAGGGAAGGCUGUGGCCCGAGUUGCCUGACAGCCAGCCCCGAGUCAGCUGUACGCCGGCUGCCUGGCACCCAGCUCAUAGUUAGGGGAUACAGAAAGGAGAUGUAGGUGUGUUAGGGUGUGGGAAAGGAAGGAAGGAACCAUUUUUGACCAUAAACUAUUAACAAUUAAUCUGUGCACAUAGAGGGACAGCACAAAACUGGCAGAUAAACUGUGCCUUCAUUUGGAUUGUUUCCUCAGCUUGCCCGUAAGAGUACCUUGGGAGCAUACUUCACAAGCCUCGGUAAAGUCAAGACUAUAUGGUGCCUUCUGCUUACCCCUUCCCACAAGGCUUGCAGGUUCUUGCAAAGGAGAUUAGAUAGGUCUGACAUGGUCUGUUCUGGUUUAAAACAAACCAAAAAAGAUUUAUUUUAUUUUUUUCUUGCAUUCUUAUAGGUGCUUGUAAAUACUUUGUCCCUGUAUCUUCCUGAGGAUUGCAGUAAAGAAGGUGCAGGACGUUUAGUUUCCCCUUCUUUUUAAAAAGCAAUUUUGCCCUUUUCUUGUCACUUGGUGUCUCACACCUCCUCGGGUGUUACUGCAGAAAACUACUAACAGACGGCUUGACAGCCCAUUCUGUAUGUGUCUUAGGAUGAUCCCCGUCAAGACCAGCCUUCUGCUCAAACAUCUAACCUAUUUAGGUUGCUACUCGUUACCAGAGUGCUGGGGUGGUGGUGUGGGACACCCUCUACCCUGCUAAGUAUGGGUCAGUCUCCAUAAGCCGUGUGAGCCCUAUGAGUGACCUGGCUGGGUUUGGUGCAUCCCCCAAGCCCAUGCUGGCCCCUCGCUUGGCCACCUCGUCACUCCGUUGCAGGUCUGUAGAGGCAUCUUUGCUGCCAUCUGAUCUUGACGUAAAAAGCUGCAAGACUCUAAUGCAACAUGAGAUUUUUGUGUCUGGUGGACUGGAGGAAGAAGGUGGGGCAGAGAGAGGCAGGUUUCUGCAUCAACGGGGCACUUUCUUCUGUCCUGUUUUCGUUCAGUUAACCAGAGGCCUAUGUAAGUAGCAGGUUUCUAUUCACACAGAUUUAGAGGUUUUAAUUUAAGUUUGUAAAGCAUGCCUAGGGCCUUGAUGAAAGGGUCUGCAAGAAGAAUGUGUGUUUUUGCAGUGGCGGGGAUUUUUCCUCCUUAUUUUUUUUCUGGCUUUGCUGGAUCACCACCAAGCCUUUUGGCUAUAUUUUUUAAGAAGUAUUUUUUUCCAUGAGUGAACUUAGAAAGAGUUGUAACUUAUCACAGCAAAAGCUCCCAAACAGUCCUAUUUUUAAAGAGAACAUUUCACUCGGCUGAGGUAAAUGUGUGAGAGGGAGACAGACGUGUGUGCGUCGUGGGUCAGGGAAUGGUGUUGAUUUUGCUACUGGGGCUCUUGGCCACCUUUACCCACCCCCAUCGCCACCUUUUUUCCAAGUCCAGCCUCUGAUGUAAACUAGAACAGCUGAUAAAAUAUAUAUUUAGCUGUUAUAGCCCCAUGGGGGGAAAACAGUGCAACAAGGCAGACCCUGAAGCAUAGCAGUGCCCCUGUCGCACCCUGUCCCCCAGAUGUGCCCUUGCCCAGGAGAUGUCCUGUGUGAGGGCAGCGUGUGGUGGGAAGGUCCAAGGUCCUCUCAUAAGCUUCAAAGCGGCUUGAAGGGCCUAAAGGGCAAUGCAGAGCUGGGUCCAAGAUGAAUGAAUCCACUGGGAAGCGCUUGCGCGGGGCUAUAGAAACACAAGAGCUGUGUUGUGGGCAGACCCUCACUGUCCAGAAGAUGGAUGAUGUGAGGGU
Messenger RNA from Chroicocephalus ridibundus (black-headed gull), 6915 nucleotides. RefSeq names its product CD101 molecule (gene CD101). The transcript is spliced from 9 exons. The record is from RefSeq and is a predicted model, not a curated record. Gene Ontology annotation, cellular component: membrane. The coding region runs from base 178 to 3192 and encodes 1004 amino acids. NCBI's taxonomy places the organism in Eukaryota, Metazoa, Chordata, Aves, Charadriiformes, Laridae.